AUGCUGCACCUGAAAGUCCAGUUUCUGGAUGACUCCCAGAAGAUCUUCGUAGUUGAUCAAAAAUCCUGUGGGAAAGGGCUGUUCAACCUCACCUGCAGCCACCUCAACCUGGUGGAGAAGGAGUAUUUUGGGCUGGAGUUCCGCAGCCAGGCCGGGAACCACGUCUGGUUGGAACCGCUAAAGCCCAUAACAAAGCAAGUCAAAAAUCCUAAGGAGGUUCUUUUCAAAUUUAUGGUGAAAUUUUUCCCAGUGGACCCCGGCCAUCUGAGAGAAGAGCUGACAAGGUACCUCUUCACCCUCCAGAUCAAGAAGGACCUGGCACUGGGGCAGCUGCCCUGCAGUGACAAGAGCGCGGCGCUGCUGGUCUCCCACCUGCUGCAGUCUGAGCUGGGUGACUUCCAUGAGGAGACGGACCAACAGCACCUGGAGACCCACAGGUACCUGCCCAACCAGGAGUACCUGGACAACAAGAUCAUGCACUACCACCGGAGGCACCGUGGGAAGACGCCAGCCGAGUCAGAUGUUCAGCUGCUGGACGUGGCCAGGAAGCUGGAGAUGUAUGGGAUUCGCCCACACCCUGCCAGCGACGGCGAGGGGACACAGAUCAACCUGGCUGUGACACACAUGGGGGUGCUGGUCCUGCGGGGCAACACAAAGAUCAACACUUUCAACUGGUCCAAGAUUCGCAAGCUGAGCUUCAAGAGGAAGCAUUUUCUCAUCAAGCUCCAUGCAAACGUCUCUGCGCUGUGCAAGGACACGCUGGAGUUCACUAUGGCCAGCAGGGACACCUGCAAAGCUUUCUGGAAGACUUGUGUGGAGUAUCAUGCCUUCUUCAGGCUGUCUGAAGAGCCCAAGUCAAAGCCCAAAGCCCUUCUAUGCAGCAAGGGCUCCAGUUUCCGCUACAGCGGGAGGACACAGAGGCAGCUCCUGGAGCAUGGGAGGAAGGCAAAGAUGAAGAGCCUGCCCUUUGAGAGGAAGCACUACGCGUCCCGCUACGACGAGAGGCAGUGCCGCUCCUCCCCGGACCUCCUGACAGACGUCUCCAAGCAGGUGGAGGAGCUGCGCCUGGCCUAUGGCGGCCGUGGCUCUUACCACGCCAACGGGGUACACGCCUCUGAGCCCACCCUGGACAGCCGGCGCCGGAGCUCGGCCGCGGACGUGACGCUCGCUGCCGAGCUGGAGCGCUCCAGGCCCGGGGCGUCCCCCACCUUCCUGCCCCACUCCAAAAGCUCAUCCGCCUUCCCCCUGCUCUAUGCCGAGCUGGAGCUGGAGCGAGCGUGGGAGCCCCCUGACCUCUUCAGCGCCAGGAACCCCCUGACAUCCUUUCGGCCACACCACCAGCUCACCGGGAACAGCAAGAGCACCUCGGUGGGCAACAUGCAGGAGGUGAGCGCCCGGCCCCUGGCGUACACCGACGUGCCGUGCCCCCCGGCCGUGGCCGCCCUGGCCCCGCAGGGCCUCUUCUACCUGGACAGGCCCCCGCAGCCCCCAUGCUACGCCCCAGCGCCCGGCGAGGACCCGGCCGGUGGCUUCAGCCCCGUGGCUGCGAAACCCCCCGGCCGGAGCCCGAGCGGGAGCUGGGUGGGGGAGCUGCCCGGCGAGGCGGCGGGCGCGGGCCUGGCCCCAGCAGGGCAGAGCAGGGCCCUGCCUCGCUCCUGGGGUUACAGCCUGCAGGAGCAGCCUCCCAAGCGCUCCUGGAGCCAGUCGGACAUGAAAGCCCUUCGCUUCCCCUACGGCUCCGAGUUCAGACCCCUGGGGCCGUGCCCGGCGCUCAGCAGCAGGAGGGCAGGGGUCUUCUGGCACCUGCCGGCCCAGGCCGGGCCGCGCCGACCGGCCGAGCGCUCUGUGGGCAGCAGCACCGAGUCCAGCGACUCCGACUCCGACCUCCUGGCCGCCGAGUACUGCUCCCUGUUGGGGCGGGCACGGCGGGGGCCCGUGGCCCGGGCACGGCUCUCCUCGGGCAGCCUCCAGCUGGAUGAAGAGGACGAGGAGGUGAACUUCGCCAGCUGCGCCACGGAAGAGAGGACUUCCCGCGGGGACACCAGGUAUUUCACCUAGGUGCCUGACACUGGCUGGAGGGAGCAGAGGUGGCCAUCACAGACUGGGGCUGCA
Molecule: messenger RNA, 2112 nt
Organism: Apus apus (common swift)
Lineage: Eukaryota; Metazoa; Chordata; Aves; Apodiformes; Apodidae
Gene: FRMD7
Product: FERM domain containing 7
Exons: 12
Coding region: 1-2058 (685 amino acids)
Cellular component (GO): cytoskeleton
Molecular function (GO): cytoskeletal protein binding; guanyl-nucleotide exchange factor activity
Source: RefSeq, a predicted model, not a curated record